Pipra filicauda (Wire-tailed manakin) is the source of this 1210-nucleotide messenger RNA. It is a transcript of the gene SOST, whose product is annotated as sclerostin. The record is from RefSeq and is a predicted model, not a curated record. NCBI's taxonomy places the organism in Eukaryota, Metazoa, Chordata, Aves, Passeriformes, Pipridae. The transcript has 2 exons. Gene Ontology annotation, biological process: ossification; negative regulation of BMP signaling pathway; negative regulation of Wnt signaling pathway. Gene Ontology annotation, molecular function: BMP binding. The coding region runs from base 26 to 670 and encodes 214 amino acids.
AAAAGCUGAUCUGUGAGCUGCCACCAUGCAGAUCUCUUGGGCUGUGUGCGCUGUCUGGGUCUUGGCACAAAUCGCAUUUCGGUCUGUGGAAGGGUGGCAGGUGUUUAAAAAUGAUGCUACAGAAAUCAUUCCUGAAAUCACUGAGAACACAGAAACACCGAUGGAGCAGACUUUCAGCAACAACAACAACACAAUGAAUCAGGCAAAACAUGGAGGAAGACACAUACAGCAAGCUCCAGACCCUAACGAUGCUUCUGACUUCAGCUGCAGGGAGAUGAGAACCACCCGCUAUGUGACGGAGGGGUCCUGCCGCAGUGUCAAGCCCGUCAAGGAGCUCGUCUGCUCCGGCCAGUGCGUCCCCUCUCACCUCCUCCCCAACUCCAUCGGCAGGGGGAAGUGGUGGCGGCAGAACGCCCUGGAUUAUCGCUGCAUCCCCGCCCACACCCGCACCCACCGCAUCCAGAUGUCCUGCCCCGAGGAAGAGACUCGGACUUACAAAUUCCGAGCCGUCACCUCCUGCAAGUGCAAGCGCUACACCCGCUACCACAACCAGUCGGAGCUGAAGGACUUCGGGAAGGACAAUGCCAGGCCUCAGAAGAACAAGAAGCCCCAUCUGUCCAGAGCCAGGAGCAGCAAAUCUAACCAGCACGAGUUAGAAAAUGCUUAUUAGGAGGUGGCUCUGGGUGACACAGACUAGCAGCUCUGGAUACUUUGCAAAAUCCGUCCAAAGGCACUCAGAGGCCACAGCAUGACGUUCUGACUGCAGCAGGUUCCAAUUCCUUCUGCUAAGCUGGGUCAAAUGCUCACAUAGGCAAAAAAAAAAAUCUUUCAGAUUAUAGCACUUAUGGUCUGAUAAGAAAAUGAGGCAAACCAAGCUGGAGGUAGCAACCUCUAAAUUCAGUGUGAAAGGAGAGGUGCAGGUUGGAGAUUCACGAGAGGUUGUGUGGCUUGUCCGAGCAGGCAGGCAGAGGAAAGGGAAGCAGCUGUGGUGACAAUCAGGCUUUGCUAGAAAUCAUUCCACUCACUUCAAGUGAAAAGAGCAUUGAGAUCCCUUUCCCACACAAGUGCCGUGAUGCAGGACAAGCAUCCAAUUAGGGAAGCAUCAGGAGAGUUCACACUCUCUGAAUAAGCUGUAGAAAGUUAGGUAUAGCAGGAAUUUCAGUAGUUAUGGUGACUGAAGUCAAAUUGUUGGGAAAUGAACAUUCUGUCA